AUGAAUUAUUUCUAUUAUCAUUUAAUUAAAAUGGAUAAUGAACAUGACGAUGAUGAAGAAAUUAAUUUAACAAAUGGUUUGCAUGCUUCAUCGAUCGAUUCAUUUGAACAAUAUGAUAUAAUACCAACAACAGCAAGUGAAAGUCUUCGUUUUAUUAGUGGAUAUCAUAAAUGGAUGAAUACAAAUGAUAAAACUACUGUUGAUAAAAUAAAUGAUUAUCAUCAUGGCAAUAAUAAUCAGAUAGAUUUUAUGGUUACAAAUGAUGAUAAUAAUUCAAUUCAACAAAAUACAUUAUCAAUAAAUGAUAUGGAUAUUAUAUUAAAAAAUCAUUCUGAAAGCGAGGAGGAAGAAGAAGAAGAUAAUGAAUAUAGUUUAAGUCAUAUGGAUAUAUCUUUAGAUCAUUUUGAUGUUGAACAUCAAAUUAAUAAUGAUCAAUUACAACAACCAAUUCGUAAUGAAAGUUUCUCCUCAAUAUUAUCAAAUAUUUCUCAAACAGAAAAAAUGAAUCAAAAUUUAGAAACAUUAGAAAUGGAUAUGGAAAAUGGUGAUUGUAAUAGAAAAAGAACAAAUGGAUAUUCACAACAUCGAAAUAAUAAUAAUGAUGAUGAAUCAUAUAAAAGAAAUAAUCAUCAAAUGAAUGGUUCAUCAAAUAAUAAUAAUAAUGGAAAUGGAACAAAUCCAAAUCGAAAUAAUAAUAAUUCAAGACGAUCAGAUGAUGGUAGUGAAGGAAAUGAUGGUGAUGACGAUAACGAUGAUGAUGAUGAUGAUAAUAAUAAUGAUUACGAUGAUAAUGAAAGUGAUGAAAAUAUAGCUCGUCGAUUAGGUUUUUUACCAAUAAAUAAUGAAACUAUACGUAUAAUAAAUCGUUUACGUAAUUUAACAAAUAAACAAACAUUUGAUCGACGAGAUUUUGAAAUACUUCAAACAUUAAUUGAUGAAUUAAUUCAUAUUCAACAUUUAGAAAAUUCUUCUAAACAACAAUUAAAACAAAUAAUUCGUUAUCUUAAAUUAUAUCGUCCAUUACAAACAAAAUCUCGUGCAUUAAUUUUUAUUCAAGAACGUAUACCAAGACGUGCUGUUAAAUAUAAUGUUAUAUCAAUAAAUAAUGAAAAUCAUAAUAAUGUAUUUGACAUAUGGCGUGAACGUGAACGACGUGCACGUUUAGAUUCAAAAGAUAGUUUAGAAGAUGAUGGACAAAGUUCAACUGGACAACAAUUACGUGAUGUUAUUGAAAUAAAUCAUCCAACACCACCAAUUAUACUUUCAACUAAUUCAAAUACAAAUUCAAUUGUAACAAGUAAAGUUAAACAAAUGGCAAGAAAUAUUGAUACACGAACAACAACAUCACGUUCAGAACUUAAUAUACGUACAGGUGAUCGUUUUAGUGAUCAUGCUUAUAUACAAAGAAGUUCAUCACCAUCAUAUCCAGGUCUUGUUUCUGUCGCACUUUAUGAUAUUAAAUCAACAAAUAAAAAUGAUGGUUCAUAUAAUGGAAAUUGUAUUGAAGAUCGUUCACGUACAAAAUCACAUAUUAAUCAAACAAAUUCAUUAUCACCACCAUCAUCAUCUGAACCAAAUCGUGUACGACUUUUAAUUGAUCGUCUUGAAUCAUCAUCAACAUCAUCAUCAUCAAAUAUAAAAACAGGAAAAAAAAUUCCAAUUAAAAAAUCUUUACAUGAUGAACAUUCUGAUGGUUCAACUAGUUUAACAUCAUCACCGCCAGUUAAACGUUUUGCAAGACGAGAUUAUAAUGAAAAAAAUUUAAUCAAUGAAAACAAUCAUAAUAAUGAAGAAAAUUUUGUUUUUAUUCAAGAUGAUACAAAUGAUGAAAUUUUUUUUUCAACAAAUAAUAAUAAGAAUAUGUCAAAUGAAAUUAAAUUUGAAAUUGAUAGAGAAGAUACAGCAAAUGAAGAUCGACGUACUAUUAGUGUAACAAGCAUGGACGAAUAUGUUACUACUCUUCUUCCUCGUACAGAAACAUCUGUUUCAAUGGUUCGUGAUAUUCGUGCUCAUGUUUAUGAAGAUGUUAAUGCUUUAUCACGAACUGAUCUUGAUACUAUACCAAUUAAAGUUGACGUUGAAACAUUGUAUAUAUUAGAAGAAAAAUCUGAUAAAAAAACUUUUCAACAACCAACUGUUAAUAUUCAUAUACCCGAUUAUGAAUAUAAUCGUCCAACAACAACAACAACAACUGAACGACAAGAUUUUUCUGUACAAACAACAAUACCAAUAGCAACAAUAAAACCAUCACAUCGACCAGUUGGUACACAAGUUGAAUCAAUUAUACAACAACAUACAGUUGCAGCUCAAACAACUGAUUCUUUACAUCGACCAUUAAAAGAACGACAACGUUUACCAUCAAGAACACCAAGUCAAGAAGAUGAUACAAAAAAAAUUACAACAACAGUUACAACACAACGAUAUGAAAUAAAACGACGUCAUUCAAGUCAUCAUACAAGUGACGAUGAUGAUAAUGAUGAUGCUGGUGCAGCUGUUAUUUUUAUUGAUGAUGAAUCAAAAUUAUCGAAUUAUGAAGAUAAUUUUGAAUUAAAACGUGAAAAACGUCAUUCACCAAUGGAUGAUCAUUUACCUAAAGUACCUGAACAACGUCCAUCAUUUGGUCAAAUAACAUCACGUAUACGUAUUGAUCAAUUACGUGAUAUAAAUCGUCAUGUUGUUCGUCGUCAUUUACAAGAUAAUGAUUAUAACCAAGAUGAAUAUCAUUCAUCAGAAGUUUAUGAAAUUCAUACACGUGGUGCAUGUAAAUGUAUUGUUGUAUCAUAUGAAGAAAAAACUCAAUAUGGUAUUGAAACACGUUUUGAAAAACAACUUCAACGUAUUGAACGUACAUAUACAAAUGAUGAAUUAAAAAAAAUUGAAUUACAUAUUAUUGUUACAACAUCUGAUAAAAAUUAUCAAUUAGUUAAACGUGAUUAUAAUUUAAUUAAACAACAUAAUAUUAUUGAAAAAGAAAAUAAUUAUGAAAAAUCAAAACAACCAUCUAUAUCAAUACAUUAUUAUACAAAAGAUGGACAACAUAUGAAAACUGAACAUGAUAGAUAUCUUGAACAUUUACCAUUAGUUAUCCGAUGUGAAAUUGAAUAUGAACUUAAUCAUUAUGGUAGUUCUCAAUUAAUAAUAUUAUCUGUAACACAUAAUGAACGUCGUCAAAUGAAUAAAUUUCUUAAAGAAGAAUUAGUUGAUGAAAUUGUAUCACGUUCAGGUGGUCGUUUACCUACAAAUAGUCCUCAAUUAGAAAAAGAAAUAACUCGACAAUUAGCUGAACCAAUAAAUCUUUUACAUCUUGUUGAUUAUUCAUCACGUGAUGAUUACAAUCAAACAAAUUCAACUGAUUUACGUCGUGUAUCACGUAUUGAUGUAACAACAUCAUUACGUAUUGUACAACGUUAUCGUACAAUAAUUCAUCGUUUUUGUCAAUUAUAUCGUACAAAUUUACCUUUAACACAACAAAUUCAACAACAACGUUAUUUAAUAUUAGUUGCACGUGAUGAAUAUUAUUUAUUAGAUUUAUCAUCACCAACAUCAACAAUAACAACAAAUGUAUCAGAUAUUCGACAACGACAACAUGAUAUAUUUAAACGUGAAGUUAGUAAUGUUAUUCAACAACAACAAAAACAACAACAACAUCAACCAUUUGAUUAUGCUAAAUAUCGUCGUGAUAUUGAACAACAACAACGUUUUUUGGAACAACAUCAACGAAAACAAAACGAACAAAAAGAAAAAUAUCAACAAACAUUUAGAGUUCCACCACCACCUGGACAUCCAUCAGAAGCUGAAUUUUAUCUUGGUAGUGAACGUCGUACAUUAAUUGAACGUGAAAUUCAUUCAAUGCGUGAAUCAAUACGUCCACAUGAACAUGCUCCACCACGUUAUAAACAUGAACCAAAACGUCGUUCAUUAUCAAUAAGUUAUUCAGGUGGACAACGUUAUAUACGUGCACGUAUAAUUCAUAUUAAAGAUUUUUAUGAUGAUAUACAACAACGUCAACAACAACAACAACAACCAAAAACAAAAGAACAAGAAUUAUUUGUUCGUAUUGAUGAUUAUAUUAAUGAAUCAGUAGCUAAUUCAUUACGUCGUUCAUAUUCAACAGAUUAUUUACAAGAAGAUGGACCACGUUCAAGAAUUUGUUAUAUACGUAUACCAGGAGAAACAAUUAAAAUUGAAGAAAAAACAACUUAUGAAUAUAAAGGAGUUAUGUAUGCAGAUUUACCUUAUUCAUUAAGAUAUUGGAAUAUACUUUAUAUUCUCGAUCGUGAAGCUCGUCAAGGUCGUCCACUUGGUUCAACACUUCCUCAUACUAUUGUUAAUGAUCCCUACCGUCAAGUAAUACCACCAUUAACACAACAUGAAAUUCGUCAGACUGCUCAACAAAUUCUUUCACCACAAUAUAAUGGAAAAACAUAUACAGAUCAAACAUUACGUUGGUUUUUAUCUCGUGAUAAUCGUACUGAAAUUGAAUCAGCAAAAUAUUUACAAACACUUGAUCAAUAUCGUGCACAACAACAACAACAACAUAAAAAAAGUAAUGUUUCUCUUCAUAGUAAUGAACAACAAGGUACAACAAAUACAUAUUAUACUACUGAAAAACUUAUCCGUUAUGAAAAAAUGCCUGAUCGACUUAUACCAAUAACAACACAUGAUCGAGCACAAUCAAUGCAAAAUGUUCAUCAUCGUUCACCAUCAACUCCUCAUAUACUUAAACCUCCUAAUCUUCCUCAAAAUUAUAUACCACGUUCUCAAUCUCAAUCACAAUCACAUUAUCAAUCUUCAAUAUUUUCUCAUGGUUCUAAUUGUCAAACACCAUCACAACAGCAACAACAACGAAUACAAUUACAUUCUAUGCAUUCACCAUUAUCACGACAUCAAUCAGUACAUGAAUUACAUGCUUCUUCUCCUUUUUCUCAUCCACCUUCACCUUCACCAUCAUUUCAUAGUUUACAUAGUAAUCAACAUCAUUAUAUUAAUCGACGACCAGUAUCAUAUAAUACUCGAUUUCCAUUACCACAACAACAGCAACAACAACAAAAUGCUGUAUUAACAGAAAUAAUAGACAGUCAAACAGGUCGACAUUUUCUAACGACCAGUCAAGAACAAUUACCUACUGAAGUACUUGGUCUUUUAAAUAAAUAUAACUUACAAAAAUUUUAA
Molecule: messenger RNA, 5172 nt
Organism: Rotaria sordida
Lineage: Eukaryota; Metazoa; Rotifera; Eurotatoria; Philodinida; Philodinidae
Source: the annotation of a GenBank genome assembly